GUCUCUCCGCACAUCCUCCCCCACAUUAACAGCUUAGCAGCAGCGGCUCCUACAGCAUCCCUCCAUCCCUCCGCCUGCCUGCCUGCCUGCCUGGGGAGCAGCGGUCCAGCCCGGCGCAGCAGCGACGCACGGAGGGGGCGCAUCCUCCAAGUGAUGCUACAGCAUCCGCCGCAUUUCGACCACAAAUACUGAGGAGUAGAUCCCAAACGAAGGAGAGAACCCCGCUUCAGUCUCGAAGACAGCAACUGCCCAUGAAGAUGUCUAACGCUGACAUCGUCUUAAACCCCACCGAUCGGGUGGUAAAAUCUGUCCCAUUCCCCCUGAGCCACCACCUUACGAUGAAGGAGGUGUUUGACUGUGAAGGCAAACCUCGGGUGGAUCUCCUGAAGGCUCACCUGACCAAGGAGGGCCGUGUGGAAGAGGCAGUGGCUCUUCGAAUCGUCAAUGAGGGAGCAGCCAUCCUCCGCCAGGAGAAAACUAUACUAGACAUCGAGGCGCCAGUCACAGUCUGUGGGGACAUCCACGGGCAGUUCUUUGAUCUUAUGAAGCUGUUUGAAGUGGGAGGAUCUCCUGCCACAACACGGUACCUCUUUCUUGGGGACUACGUUGACCGUGGCUACUUCAGUAUUGAGUGUGUUUUAUACCUUUGGUCGCUGAAAAUCCUCUAUCCAAAGACACUAUUUUUACUUCGUGGAAAUCAUGAAUGUAGACAUUUGACAGAAUAUUUCACCUUCAAACAAGAAUGUAAAAUCAAGUACUCGGAGCAGGUGUAUGACUCGUGUAUGGAUGCAUUUGACUGCCUUCCCCUGGCAGCGCUCAUGAACCAGCAGUUUCUGUGUGUCCAUGGGGGACUUUCACCUGAAAUACACACCUUAGAUGACAUUAAAAAGUUGGAUCGAUUCAAAGAGCCUCCGGCGUUCGGGCCCAUGUGUGACCUGCUGUGGUCAGACCCUCUGGAAGACUUUGGCAACGAGAAAACCCAGGAAUAUUUCAGCCACAACACGGUGCGAGGCUGCUCCUACUUCUACAGUUAUCCUGCGGUUUGUGAGUUCCUACAGAGCAAUAACUUAUUAUCAAUAAUCCGAGCACACGAAGCACAAGAUGCUGGCUACCGGAUGUACCGUAAGAGUCAGACCACUGGGUUCCCGUCCCUCAUCACCAUCUUCUCAGCUCCAAACUACCUGGAUGUUUACAACAACAAAGCUGCUGUACUGAAAUAUGAAAAUAAUGUCAUGAACAUUCGACAAUUCAACUGCUCACCACAUCCCUACUGGCUGCCCAAUUUCAUGGACGUCUUCACUUGGUCCCUGCCGUUUGUUGGAGAGAAAGUCACAGAAAUGCUGGUGAAUGUGCUGAGCAUCUGCUCCGAUGAUGAACUCAUGAAUGAUGAAGAUGAGAUUUUUGAUGCAAAUGCAGCCGCAGCCCGUAAGGAAGUGAUCAAAAACAAGAUCCGUGCGAUUGGAAAAAUGGCUAAAAUGUUCUCCGUUCUCAGAGAGGAGAGUGAAAAUGUGUUGACGCUUAAGGGCCUGACGCCCACUGGCAUGCUGCCAAGUGGGGUUCUCUCUGGAGGCAGACAGACCCUGCAGAGUGCCACCAUUGAAGCCAUUGAAGCCAUCGAGCCGCAUGAUGAGGACAGAGAAGCUAUCCGUGGGUUCUCCCCCCAGCACAAGAUCACCAGCUUUGAGGAGGCGAAGGGCUUAGACCGCAUCAAUGAGCGCAUGCCGCCCCGCAGGGAUGGGGUGAAUCACGUAGGUCACUCCAUGGGCAAGAUGAAUAUGUCAGAGGCCAACGGCACAGAAGACAACAGCAACAUCCAGUGAUGCUGCUGUCUGAGCCUCGGACGUGUGCCACCGCUGCACCGUGCAGCCAGACUUUUGCUUAAUCGGAAAUUCAGGCCUCAGAACUUAGACAUAAAACAGGCCUACAUGAGUGAACAUGAAAUCUGCAGCAAAACUAAAAAUGGGGGACAGGUCAUUUAUUUCAUGACAGCGUGUCACUGCACUGUUGGGGGAGGGAGGGGGUUUGCAUCGAAGGGCAGGGAUGAGGAGAGACCCAUGAGCUGCAGCUAGGAGUGGCUGAGAGUUGUGUCUGGCUGUAGUUGCCUUUCUCCGGUCAACUACAGACUGGAUUGUUGGGGACAGGCUUGUUUUGCGUGCGAACCCACGUGUGCUCCUUCAUCACAGGGCCUGACGGAAGAAAUACUUGCAACAUCCAUGCCACACAACAAUCGUUUUACUGUUUUAUAAAGUAUUUAUUAAGAGUCACUCAUAAAUGCACUCCAAGAGGAAAGUAAUCUUUAUCUAACUGUUUUGCUCGUAUAAGGUCAUAGCACAUGCAAGGAGGCAAACAGUGAAGCCUCUUUAGAUCUGCAGUGAUCCAUCUUACCAGUGGACUUUCAUUUAUUGAUUUACCUGUAAGAUGCUGCCAUCCUGCAAGAAAAGAGGUACUCGUGUGUGCUCACAAUGGAGAAAAAACACACCAGAGUCCACCUUUAACACCUUAGUAAUCUCCAGCAGCACCUCUUUCCUCUUUUCUUUACAGUCAGUCACUUCUCAGUAGGACGUACCUCAUUGAGGCAUUAAAGAGGAGAGAGGAUGAAAGGAGCGUUACCUCAGCAUUACCUCAGAUUAAACAUCCAGAUUAUAGACAUCACCCUUCAUUAAACAGUGACUCUCAGUGGGUUUUGUUUCUAUCCACAGCAUCCUAAAAAUUUAUUUACCUCGCUUUCAAAAGUUGCUCAAACACUUCACUCCAGAACUGCAUGGCAUAUAAACCCACUUCACCUCACAGGACUACUAAAUCGGUUCAUUUCAUGGAAUUGUGUUCACUCUGAGGGUGACUGUGGAUCAUCUCACUUUACUUCUGCAUCAGCAUCGGUUCCAGGAUCAUAAAGGAAAACAGAAGAACGACGGGAUAUACCCCACUAACGAGACACCAUUUUAUUUGUUCCCACCUGCUUGCUACUAGUGAAAUAGUGAGAUCAGAGGGUGACGUGCACAUCAGCAACUUGUGAGUUUUUACAACUUUUGCUGAGCAGAACAUUUGAAGAUUUUAUGCUUAUGCAAAAAAAGAAGAGUCUGAUGAAACAGGAAGUUCUAGAAAUGCAUUUUUAAAUGUUGCAAAAAUAAACAAGGUUCAAAUUUGCAGGUUUAGAUCCUUUAUUAGUUUGACAUUCCCCACCAAAAAAGUCCCAAUCAGAAUUCAGUUUGGCAACGCUUUUAAAAUGAAUUGGUCAGGAAUCAAUUAAGAAGAACUUUUUAGAAAUGCAACCGAUUAUAUAAUAAACCAGGAUUAUUCAAGUUUCUUCAUAAAAAUCAGGAUAAAUUAUGGAGUAAGAUGAGGUCAAACAAAAAAAGAUAUAAAAAUUCACUGUGAUGCUAAUGCAUUCAACAGUCAUGUUCAUAAACGGUCAGAUAUGGUUUCAUAGCUGCCAUGUGGCUUUGCAGAAUUGUAAAACAGAAGUCAAAAACUGAAGUUGUUAGAAUAAACACCGAUGAACCUUUGACUUUGUGUCACACAAGCAACACAUUUCUAGAACUUCUCGUUGUUUAAUAUUUUUUCAGAUCCCAUGACAUAUUUCUUUUCAGUGAUGAAGGUAUGUGAAUUAUAGAUGGACAAAAGUGACUUAACACAGCAUCUAUGAUAUGGAACGCAUCAAUGCAUGCAAUUAAGUUCCUAUUGUUACGUGAGGUUAUAAUCGUGUUAGUUGUAUUUCAAAUAGUAAACUUGAAUUAAUUUAUCUUUUUUUAAUUAAAUUUGUAGUUUUGUCUUGUUUUAUAACAUUUGAUUAAUAGGCUUCCUUUGAUUGUUUUUGGUCCACUUUCUGGUAUUUUUUUUAUUAUCAUAAUUAUUUUGUUUACAUUUUUUUUACCACCAUGGCUUUUAAUUUUAUAUUGGUUUAUUGUAUGCAGAGAUGCCCUUCUAAGGUGUGAAGCCUUGUGAUAUAUAUUUUUUCUGUUGUACUGAUGUACAGGAAAUGUUCUAUAGUGUGAAUGAAUAUAUUCUCAGUGAAAAGCAACUUUUCAGGCUGCCAAAGCAUGAUAGCAUGGUUUUCAAAUGUAAAUGAACAGGACACACAGAAAAUCAGGUGUCGCACAUUUAACAGGAAACAUUGUAUUCUGGUUCUAUUUACUGCUAAUAUUAUUAUUCUUAUUAUUAUUGUUACAAUUUAGCUGAUGGUUCUUUUCAUCCUCUGUUUCUGGUUCUCGUUUAGUCUAAAUGCAUACUUCGACAAAGAAAUAUAAUGGAUUUUAUCUUGCAACAUUUUUUAUCUAUGGAAAUAUGUUUUGGCAUUUGACUUCCUGAAUAAUACACACAAUUGUAAGCAUGCCCUAUGGGACAAAUCACAUUUUUUUACUCUUGAAUAAAAUAUGCAUGAACAAA
Molecule: messenger RNA, 4383 nt
Organism: Nothobranchius furzeri (turquoise killifish)
Lineage: Eukaryota; Metazoa; Chordata; Actinopteri; Cyprinodontiformes; Nothobranchiidae
Gene: ppp3ca
Product: protein phosphatase 3, catalytic subunit, alpha isozyme
Biological process (GO): calcineurin-NFAT signaling cascade
Cellular component (GO): cytoplasm; calcineurin complex; cytosol
Molecular function (GO): calmodulin-dependent protein phosphatase activity; calmodulin binding
Source: RefSeq, a predicted model, not a curated record